Molecule: messenger RNA, 1212 nt
Organism: Ordospora colligata OC4
Lineage: Eukaryota; Fungi; Microsporidia; Ordosporidae
Exons: 1
Coding region: 1-1212 (403 amino acids)
Biological process (GO): intraciliary transport; non-motile cilium assembly
Cellular component (GO): non-motile cilium; ciliary base; centriole
Molecular function (GO): kinesin binding
Source: RefSeq, a predicted model, not a curated record
AUGCUGAAAACAUGCCAUAUGGAUCAGAAGGUUUGGCUCUACAAAUGGCCUAAAUCAUUAAGUUUUUAUCAUCAGCACAGACAAUAUAUGAACCUGAUUGAUGUAAGAAAGUGUAGCAAAGAGGCACUCAAGGCUAACCCUUGUAACAUACAUGCACUAUACAGCCUUGGAAAGUGCCAUGUGGAAACCAGAAGCCUUAAAGAAGCUGAGGCAAUCUCAAACAGAUUGAUGCACCUUGGUGGAACAUGCGAAGCACUAGUUAUCAAAGGACACGUAUAUCUGUAUAAAGGACGUCUUGAAGAUAGUUAUGAAAGCUUUCUGAAAGCAUAUCAUCAUGCUGUGCAUAAAGACAAAUUUCUUAUUUAUGGAAUUUCUCUUUUCUAUGAAGAGCUUGGAGAUUAUGCAAAUGCAAGGCCAUGGCUUGUGAUGCUGAGCAGGCUCGGUGUAGAAAAAUACAAGGACUACGAGAUCAUGUUUAGAACAGGGAUUUGCCUGAAGAAGAUGAAUAGGUUAUCUGAUUCAAUUGAUACAUUCCGCGUGAUUGUUUACAAUCCGUUUGAAUGCACAUACGACAUAGGCGCACAGAUACAAAUUGCGCAUCUUUAUGAAAUGCAGUCGAAGGAGGGCCUUGCAAUAGAGGUUCUUGAGAUUAUACGAAAAUCAAAUGUAUAUUCCCCUACAAUAUUGAGGCUUCUUGCAUGGAUAAGCUUCAAAAAAGGUGAUUUUAAAGGAGUGCGAAAAAUCCACAGGGAGUAUGGGCGCAGGGAGAGCGAUCCAUACAUUGUGUACCUAAUGGGAAGGAUUGCGUUUACCAAAGGAUUACAUGAGCGUGCAAUUAGGUAUUACAAUAAAGUAAUUGAUCCAGGCAUGAUGAAUGGAAUGAUGCAAAACUCGUUGGGAUGUGCAUAUUUACAGCAAGGACUGAUUUGUGAGGCAAAGAAGGCGUUUGAAUGUGCAUUGAAAGUCAACAGUGAGUCAGUAGAAGCAAGAAGAAAUCUCGAUCUGAUUUCAAGGCUCCCGAAUAGUGAUGUAAAACCAAUCUUUAACAGCAGUGUAUUGCAUGAAAUGUGCGAACAGCCUCCUUCUAUUGCAAAAACAACAUAUCUGGACUCAAAUGUCUUUCUUAGAGGUAUAGACCAUGGAGUGUGCCAUAGCAUAAUGCCUAAGGUUGCCACAAUGAGAAUAUCAAAAUUUGAGAGGUUUUUAGAUUGA